Molecule: messenger RNA, 1266 nt
Organism: Symbiodinium sp. CCMP2456
Lineage: Eukaryota; Dinophyceae; Suessiales; Symbiodiniaceae
Source: the annotation of a GenBank genome assembly
AUGCCCCUGGCGAAAGGCUUGACCUUCUCGCACAUCCAGGGCGGUGACACCGCCACGUGGGAGCUCCACCUGCAUGGCAGUGAACUGCAUGUUAAGGCAGAUUGCCCGGCCAACCGGUGGUGCAGCCUUGGCUUCAACAAGGACAAACCCAAGAUGGAUGGCAUAGAUGUCUUCACUUUCGGCCACCAUCCUGGCGUAGACCUCUCGGACUGCCACAAGCUCCGGAGCAACAAAGCCUCCCCAACGACUCCAUCCCCGUUCCUUCCCUAUGAGCGCGAGCUGAAGGUCUGGUUGCCGGCUCCCCCAACACUGCGUGCAGUCGGCGCGCCCCAGAGCCCGAAGGCCUUGGGCGGUGUGGUGGGCAUUGCUUUGAACUCUGUGCUCUUCGUCCACGAGCACCCCGGCGAGGGCAUGACUUGGGUUAUCGACAACUGCGGCGGUCACGGCGACACUUUCGGGCACUACCACUACCAUGCUCCUCCCAUUUGUCUCCUUCGUUCUCUAGGCGUCCCGGUCCCGGAGGCUGCGUGGUGGAAAGCGGGCGGAGCGGAGCAGUGGGCAUCUCAUGGCCCAGAAGUGCAGAUCGGCUGGGCCCUGGACGGCGCGCCCAUCAUGGCCCCUUUCAAGGCCGGCGUGCAGGUGAAGAAGGAGAUGCUGGACGAAUGUCACGGUGCCGUCGACAAUGUCACCGGAGAGUAUAAGUACUACACGGUCUUGGCCCCUCCUUUCAUGCCACCUUGCCUUCGUGGCAAAGUUCUGGGCGAGGUGAAAGGCUACCGCAGCUCCAAGGGAGGAGUGCCCUGCGAACAGUCCCAUAUGGCACCUGCCCCAGCGGCUGUGGUGCCUGCGGUGCCUGUGGUGCCUGCGGCGGCGCGUUCCCAUGCUAUUGCGGUGCUUGCGGAGCAUGCGGCGCCACAGCCUGCGGAGCUUGUGGAGCGUGCGGCGCCACCGCUUGCGGCGCUUGUGGAGCGUGCGGCGCCACCGCUUGCGGCGCUUGUGGAGCAUGUGGCGCCACCGCUUGUGGAGCAUGUGGUGCCAGCGCUUGCGGAGCUUGUGGAGCAUGCGGUGCCACCGCUUGCGGCGCAUGUGGCGCUACAACAUGUGGUACUGGCGGAGCACGCGUCGCCACAGGCGCUUGCGGAGCAUGCGGUGCAGCAUGCGGUGCUGCAUGCGGCGCUGCUUGCGGCGCUGCCUGCGGUGGUGCUUGCGGUGGCUGCGGUGGCUGUGGCACGCACCAAUGUCUUGGCCAGAUGUUCUGCGCCAUGA